AUGGCGUUCACGGCACCUGGGUCGCUCUCGUUCCCUGGCGGCCAUACCGAGCUUACGCCACCACACGACUCGUUUGACAGUUCAGCAGCCGACAGCAGUCAGGAGACAACGAUGCAACCGAAUUCAGCUACGAGCUCGUUUGCUGCUGGUGGUUCGGAUGGCGGUGCAGCAGGCAACGGCGUUGUCACGCCGGCUACGCCUGCCGCGACCCCGUCUGCCGUGACGAGCGGGAGCGGCUUGGUCCCGGUGCUACAGAAUAUCGUCGCUACAGUCAACUUGGACUGCCGACUGGACCUCAAGACCAUUGCUUUGCACGCACGGAAUGCAGAGUACAACCCAAAGCGUUUCGCAGCAGUUAUCAUGCGGAUCCGCGACCCCAAGACGACGGCGCUCAUCUUUGCCAGUGGAAAGAUGGUUGUGACCGGCGCGAAGUCCGAAGACGACAGCAAGCUGGCGUCGCGCAAGUAUGCACGGAUUAUCCAGAAGCUAGGCUUUGACGCCAAGUUCACCGACUUCAAGAUCCAGAACAUUGUCGGCUCAUGCGACAUCAAAUUCCCCGUCCGGCUGGAGGGCCUGGCCUCGCGGCACCACAACUUCAGCUCGUACGAGCCGGAGCUCUUCCCCGGUCUGAUUUACCACAUGAUCAAGCCCAAGGUCGUGCUCUUGAUCUUUGUCAGCGGCAAGACGGUGCUCACAGGCGCCAAAGUCCGUGAGGAGAUCUACCAGGCCUUUGAGAUGAUCUACCCGGUGCUGCAAGACUUUCGCAAGGUGUAG
This is a messenger RNA of Sporothrix brasiliensis 5110, 774 nucleotides long. Its product is annotated as transcription initiation factor TFIID TATA-box-binding protein. Bases 1 to 774 code for a protein of 257 amino acids. Gene Ontology annotation, molecular function: RNA polymerase II general transcription initiation factor activity; DNA binding. The transcript has 3 exons. Lineage: Eukaryota; Fungi; Ascomycota; Sordariomycetes; Ophiostomatales; Ophiostomataceae. The record is from RefSeq and is a predicted model, not a curated record. Gene Ontology annotation, biological process: DNA-templated transcription initiation.